UCUCUCUCUCUCUCUCUCUCUCUCUCUCUCCAAAACACACACGACCUGUUUGUUAUAUUGUUCCCACUGCUUCCUCCUUAAGCUUCACUCUCGUCGCCGGCAAUAUCUCGCCUGAAUUCCCCUCGAUCUCGCCGGAAAUCUCCCCCCGAUCGGAGCGCCCGCGCGCGUAAUCCGUCGAAUCCGCGAUUCCGCCGGUCAAUUGCUCGGCACGCGGCUAGCCGGUCGAAGAUUGUGGGGUCGCCGGCCGCAUCGACCGCUGCGGCGAUGGACGAUGGCUUCAGCUGCGGCGACGACGACGAGGAGUGCUACUGCUCGGACAGGGACUCCCUCGAUGGGCUGGCGAACGAGGACUCCGAGUACGACUGGGUCCCUCCCAAAGGCCCCUCCACCAAGGUCAUCACGAAAGAAUCACUUUUGUCUGCGCAGAGAGGGGAUUUGGGAAGGGUGAUGGACUUGUUAUCACUGAGAGAGCACCAUGCGCGCACUUUGCUUAUCCAUCACCGAUGGGAUGUUGAGAAGUUGCUUGCAGUGCUCGUGGAGAAGGGUAAAGCUUGUUUAUUUGCGGACGCGGGCGUGCCUCUGACUGAGGACCAAGAUCUCAGUUUGCCCAAGCAGUCGACUUCUACGAUUAUGUGCGAUAUAUGCAUGGAAGAGAUACCCGGUCACAUUACGACGAGAAUGGACUGUAGUCAUCGCUAUUGCAACGACUGUUGGACUGAGCAUUUUGUUGUGAAGAUAAAUGAAGGUCAAAGCAAGCGGAUAAGGUGCAUGGCACACAAAUGCAAUGCUAUUUGUGAUGAAGCCAUUGUUAGAGAUCUAGUCAGAAGAAGGCAUCCUGAUCUAGCUGACAAAUUCGACCGAUUCCUCCUUGAGUCUUACAUUGAGGAUAAUAAAAUGGUUAAGUGGUGUCCCAGUACUCCCCAUUGCGGGAAUGCAAUACGCAUUGAGGAAGAUGAAUGCUGUGAGGUAGAAUGUUCAUGUGGUUUACAGUUUUGUUUCAGUUGCUUAUCAGAAGCACAUUCACCUUGCUCGUGCUUGAUGUGGGAGCUUUGGAGUAAAAAGUGUCGAGAUGAAUCGGAAACUGUCAAUUGGAUUACGGUCCACACAAAGCCCUGUCCAAAGUGCCACAAACCAGUGGAGAAAAACGGAGGAUGCAAUCUAGUGAGCUGUAUUUGUGGGCAGGCAUUUUGUUGGCUGUGUGGUGGUGCUACGGGGCGAGACCAUACUUGGUCAAAUAUUGCCGGUCAUAGUUGUGGUCGCUACAAGGAAGACCAAGAGCAAAAGUCCGAGCGUGCAAAGCGGGAUCUGUAUCGGUACAUGCACUAUCAUAACCGCUACAAGGGUCAUUUAGACUCGUUUAAGCUUGAGAACAAACUGAGGGAAACUAUUCAAGAGAAAGUAUCUGUGUCUGAAGAGAAGGAAUCAGCUCUCAGGGAUUUCACUUGGGUAACAAACGGGCUCUACAGACUUUUCAGGUCUAGGCGGGUUCUCUUGUUCUCAUACCCAUUUGCAUUCUAUAUGUUUGGAGAGGAGUUAUUUAAGGAUGAGAUGACACAAGAGCAAAGAGACAUAAAACAACACUUAUUUGAAGACCAGCAGCAGCAGCUUGAGGCUAAUGUGGAGAGACUAUCAAAGUUUCUAGAAGAGCCAUUCGAUGAAUAUGAUGAGAAAAAAGUGAUGGAUGUAAGGAUGCACGUCAUCAAUCUGUCUGUGGUUACUGAUACGCUUUGUAGAAAAAUGUAUGAAUGCAUUGAAAAUGAUUUACUGGGCUGUCUCAUACUUGGCACCCACAACAUAGCUCCUUACAAGUCAAAGGGUAUUGAGCGAGCCGCUGCUUUAAAUGCAAAAGCUGACGAGUCUGACAAGUGUCUGCCUUUGGACUUCGGUAAAGCUGAAUGUAGCAUGGCUGAUAUGUUGAAAUUACAUACUAGGAGCAUCAGAACCUGAUCGACCCUCAGGAUCUGGGAGUUUGGAUGACGGUGGACGCUCAUCAAGGAAGCGUGCCAGGAAGGAGGGUUUAGUUGGGGCACUAAUCGAUCUUAAUGUGCCAGCAGGAGGAUACUGACCGAAAGUUAUGAUGGGUGGAAUUUGCAUAUAGUUUGUGCGCGUGAAGGUUGUACAGUCUAGCCUAACUAAACGAGCCUUUUCUCCUCUGACUGGACAUCGUCAUGGCAGUCUCCAAGUGCAAUUUUUUACCUUUUCCUAAUCUAUUUUUGUCCUUUAUUUUCCCAACCUUUCCAGGGAGGGAAGUAGGAAUCUGGAUUCCUCGUUGCUUUAACUUUAUAUUUAUCUUUACUCCAUAAAAACUCCUGUACAGAGUCGAAGCCAUUUGGAUUUUUAUGGGGGUAUAGUCUAUAGAUAUGUUAGAGAAGUGCUGCCUGAGGUAGCAUUUGUCUUUUUCAGUAUUACACAUAUAUACUCAUAUAUGAGAUAUGAUAUCCAAUAUAUAUUUCAGAUA
Syzygium oleosum is the source of this 2458-nucleotide messenger RNA. Its product is annotated as probable E3 ubiquitin-protein ligase ARI2. The transcript is spliced from 7 exons. The coding region runs from base 265 to 1947 and encodes 560 amino acids. Gene Ontology annotation, cellular component: cytoplasm; ubiquitin ligase complex. The record is from RefSeq and is a predicted model, not a curated record. Gene Ontology annotation, biological process: ubiquitin-dependent protein catabolic process; protein polyubiquitination; positive regulation of proteasomal ubiquitin-dependent protein catabolic process. Lineage: Eukaryota; Viridiplantae; Streptophyta; Magnoliopsida; Myrtales; Myrtaceae. Gene Ontology annotation, molecular function: ubiquitin conjugating enzyme binding; ubiquitin protein ligase activity; zinc ion binding.